GACUCACGCUGCUCCUUCCAUCAAUUGAACCUCUCGGCGCGCUUUUCGCUUUUCAAUUUCCUCGCCGGAUCGAAUUUCAGUUCGGGCCUCUUAAUUCGAAACGCACCACUCGAAUUUUGGGCUUUUCGAAAGUCGUUUAACUGCGCUCAGGUAAAACGCAGGUACGCCGUAAUUGCAGGUGCGUCCAGGUGGUGGCGCUCCGCACAGGUAGUUCACGCGAAGAAAAGUGGAAGGGGAGGCACCACAACAUCACAGGUACACAGGUGAGACCAACGGUGAGACACAGGUAUAGGAUGUAGAAAAAACACUCUGUGAACAAUAAAAAUUCAUACAAGGAAAUUUCGAACUUCGUCGUUCAAAAAUGUUCCUUUAUCUGAGCAAAAAGAUUGCGAUUCCAAACAACAUUAAACUAAAAUGCCUGGCGUGGAACAAGGAGCAGGGUUACAUUGCGUGCGGAGGAGACGAUGGCCUCCUGAAAAUCUUAAAACUUGAUUCAGCAAAAGACGGGAAGGCAAAAGGUCUCGCGGCCGCCUCAAAUUUAUCAAUGAACCAAACCCUGGAAGGUCACAACGGUCAAAUACAGGUGGUUGCCUGGAACGAAGUGCACCAGAAGUUGACGAGCAGUGACCAGUAUGGGCUAAUUAUAGUGUGGAUGUUGUACAAGGGAUCAUGGUAUGAGGAGAUGAUCAACAACAGGAACAAAUCGGUGGUGCGUGGAAUGGCGUGGAGCAGCGAUGGCCAGAAAAUCUGCAUUGUCUACGAGGACGGCGCCAUAAUUAUGGGCUCGGUUGACGGAAACCGAAUUUGGGGCAAAGAGUUAAAAGGCACGGCCCUUGCUGGAGUGGAGUGGUCACCAGACUCGCAGUUUCUCUUGUUUACCCUCAGAAAUGGAGAAAUUCACGCCUACGACGCUCAGGGUCUCUUCAUGAUGAAACUGAACAUUACAACUCCACCCGAAUCUGUGAUAGUUGGCAUGCAAUGGUACGGCGGCAAAAGUGGGUAUUACGAACCAAACUGCCCCGUUUUGGCAAUUUUAUUCAGCAAUGGUCAUUUGCUUUUACUCAAAGAUGCAAAUGACGACGGCAUUCUUGUGAAAACUAACAUGAGUGCAACGUGCUGCCAGUGGAAUCACAAUGGGAGUGUUUUGGCCGUUUCUGGUACAAUGACCACUGACGACGAGGAAAAUCCUACGUCGAACAUGCUGCAACUUUACUCACCCUUCGGAGAGCACUUAAGGACUUUGAAAGUCCCAGGCACACAUAUCAGCAGUUGUGUGUGGGAAGGAGGUUCACUUCGACUCGCGCUUGCCGUCGACUCUUAUAUUUACUUUGCAAAUUUGCGACCGAAUUAUAAAUGGGGCUACUAUGCAAACACCAUUGUCUAUUCCAUGAUCAAGGCAGACCGACCAGAAAUUUGCAUUACUUUCUGGGAUACUAAAAAUAAUGAAUGCUACUCGAAAUUUGUGAGCAGACUUUUGGGAAUUUCUGCAGCAGGAGACCAUUGCGUCUUGGCCACCAAAUCCGAGGAAAAUACUGCGCAAAGUGGCAAAUACGGCCUCAUUCUCUGCAAUACCAUAGGAACUCCGGUUGAUACCAAAUUCAUCGAAGUCGAGCCUUUGCACAUUGCGAUGAACCCCACGCACGUGAUAGCUGCCUCAAGAAGCGAGUUUUACGUGUGGAAUUUCAGAACGCCAAAAUCAAGAUCGUCAAUCGAGUUUGCCCGAAUGGACCGGAAAGAAAGAAUUUAUCACGUCGACGACAAUCCUUCAGGCGCCGCUGACAAAAUAAUCUCGGACAACGUUUCCUCGAGAAAUGUAAAUUUGUUCUCACUAUUUACAAAUAAUAAUAAUGAUAUGAAUUCCAUUCAGACCCUGCCAGUGGUCGACCCGAUCUGCUGCAUCGCCUGCUCAGACAAAAUGAUCCUUAUCGGACGCGAGUCGGGGGUGGUUCAGAGAUACACCCUGCCGCAGGUUGCACUCAUCAGCAGAAUCAACCUUCCAACCAGGCCAUAUAAAAUGGCUAUUAACUGCGACUCAACACGAGCUGCAAUAAUUGACGUCAAUGGGGUGAUGACCUUUAUGGAGCUUGAGCCAAGCUCCGUCGAAGGCAUUAGCGAAGCGUUGAAGGGAUUUGAGAGGCGAGAUAUCUGGGACGUCAAAUGGGCCAGCGACAACGCAGAACUUUUUGCCAUAAUGGAAAAGACCAGAAUGUAUGUGUUCCGAAACUUGGACCCUGAGGAGCCCAUCCUGAGUUCCGGAUACAUCUGCAGUUUUCAGGAUUUGGAACUAAAAGCUGUCCUUCUGGAUGAGGUGAUUCAAGACCCAAAUCCUCCUGGGCCGCACCAUCUACUGCAGCUUGAGGUUAAAUCGCUCCGAGACACAAGAGAGCUUUUGGCCAAAGUAGGCCUUUCGGACGCGUCAACCUUCAUCGAGGACAAUCCUCACCCGAGGCUUUGGAGGUUGUUGGCUGAGGCUGCAGUUGAGCAGUUGAAUUUGCAAGUUGCUGAAACGGCGUUCGUCAGGUGCAGGGACUACCCUGGAAUUCAGCUCAUUAAAAGAUUGCAAAGCAUGAACAAUGACGUUCUAAAGCAAGCCGAGGUGGCUGCUUAUUUCAAGAAUUUUGAUCAGGCAGAAAAACUAUACUUGGAUGUUGAUCGCAGGGAUUUGGCAAUUGCCCUGAGAGAAAGGUUGGGCGACUGGUUUCGAGUGAUCCAGUUGAUAAAAAUGGGCCCUGGUGGAACCGACACGCAAAUCGAGGUUGCUUGGAAUUGCAUCGGAGAUUUUCUUGCUGACAGAUACAAAUGGGAGGCGGCCAAAGAAUAUUAUGAAAAAGGAAACAAUCACGAAAAACUGGUCCAGUGCUACUACAAUUUGGAGGAAUACGAAGCUCUCGAGGGUAUCGUCAACCAACUUCCAGAGGGUCAUUCACUUUUGCCAGUUAUUGCUGACAGACUAGCUUCCGUCGGUCUUUGCGCCCAGGCUGUUAAAGCCUAUAUUAAAUGCAACUGCAUAAGAUUGGCUGUGGACACGUGUGUGGAGCUGCAGCAGUGGAGCCAAGCAGUGGCUCUUGCCGAAGAACACCAAGUUGAAGACAUUGAUGGCCUUUUGGCGCAAUACGCAGAAUAUUUGCUCAACAAGGGCGACUUGGCGCAGGCGGUGGAACUUUACAGAAAAGCAGGAUGCACGGUUGAUGCAGUCAAAAUUCUCAUCAAUUUGGCGAAAUCUGCUCAAGCGAAAAACAGUCCUUUGCUGUAUAUCAAGAAAAUCUAUCUUUUGGCGGCUCUUCUUGUGGACAAGUACAAAGAAACGAGGAGGACAAAUAAUUUCAACCAAUCUAACCGGAGGAACAUCACGGACCCACUUUUGGGAAUUGAAAAUCCGUGGAGAGGAGUUGAAGCGUAUCAUUAUCUCAUGCUGGCCCAAAGACAACUUUAUAGAGGGUUUACUGAUGCUGCUCUAAAAACAGCACUUCAGCUGCAGCAAUACGAAAACGUGUUAGAUCCUGAAACAGUCUACUGUGUAAUCGCACUCGCUAGUUGCGGAAAUAAAGCUUUUGGCACUUGCUCCAAAGCGUUCAUCAGACUUGAAGCAUUAGAAGAGGUGCCGGAAACAAGGCGUCAAAAAUACAGCGACCUGGCGAUGGAGCUCUUUACCAAAUUUGCAGUUCGAGAUUCAGGUGGCUCUGGCGCCUCAGGCAUGAUUGAGUGCCCAAACUGCGAGACCUUGGUGCCUGGAGUGAGCGUCAAUUGCCCUUCGUGCGAAUCGCCUUUUGUGACCUGCGUGGCCACCGGGUGUCCCAUUCCCGACAUCCACAGGGCCUGGACGUGUUCGACUUGCAAACACUCGGCACUCGCCUCAGAAAUGGCAACGAGAAACACUUGCCCUCUGUGCCACGAGCAAAUCCGACGGACACACUGAACAAAAGUCUUAUUUUAUUACACAUUAUCUCAUUUGACAAUACUUUUCCAUUUUCUCCAAAUUUUGCAAAAUUGCACGAAUUUAUUUUUUUUAUUACGUUUUUUAUAUGUAGCAAGAUCUCAAUUACAUGUUUACAGCAUAAAAUUUUUCAUUUUUUUUCUAUGAAAAUAAUCUAGGAAUAAAUUAAAAUAAGAACAUCA
This is a messenger RNA of Neocloeon triangulifer, 4116 nucleotides long. It is a transcript of the gene Oseg4, whose product is annotated as WD repeat-containing protein 35. Lineage: Eukaryota; Metazoa; Arthropoda; Insecta; Ephemeroptera; Baetidae. The coding region runs from base 362 to 3916 and encodes 1184 amino acids. Gene Ontology annotation, cellular component: intraciliary transport particle A; non-motile cilium. Gene Ontology annotation, molecular function: protein binding. Gene Ontology annotation, biological process: protein localization to cilium; intraciliary retrograde transport; non-motile cilium assembly. The record is from RefSeq and is a predicted model, not a curated record. The transcript has 21 exons.